Cladocopium goreaui is the source of this 3351-nucleotide messenger RNA. Lineage: Eukaryota; Dinophyceae; Suessiales; Symbiodiniaceae. The record is from the annotation of a GenBank genome assembly.
AUGUUGGUCCAGCGUCGUUUGGUGCUCCUGGCGGGCGAAGCUCCCUGGGCCGAGCGCGUCACGUCCGCCGCCUUGGCCGCGUGGCAGACGCGCGGCCGAGCGCGGCUGUUGCGGGCAGACCUGCGGGAUCCUCCAGUGAAGGAGCUGGAUCUGGUGGUGCUGACGGCACAUCGCCGGCGAUUCCUGGAUACUUUUGGAGCUGUGUCUGGUGCCUUGAAGGGCGGCGGGGUGUUGCUGUUUCACACGCCACCAUUGGAUACUUGGAGGAAGGAACGGUUGGGUGCCAGGUGGUGCAAGCUCUUGGACAGCCUUUGCAACGACCCGCGGACUGCAGAACUGGUCACUGUGUGUAGGGAGGAGGAUGGUGAACCUCAAUUGCAAGGGCUUAUGGAUGCUGUGAAUUCGUUUCAAGCUGACAUUGACAGGAAUUCGAUGAUGCCAAAUCAGGAGCAAGCAGCCUUGCUUCAAACUAUUCUGAAAAUCAAGUCAUCCCGGCCUUUGUUGAUUUUUGGACGACGGGGGCGAGGCAAGUCUGCCCUGCUUGGAAUGGCUGCAGCAGUUCUUUUGCAAAAAGGCUGUCGAAUCAUCGUGACCUCACCCUCAAAGGAUGCAACUUCUCAAGUCUUUUGGGCUGCUGAGACCUUUCUGGGUGCCGGGCAGCUGAAACGGAUGGAGUUCAUAGAGCCCAAGCGGCUGCUGACACGACGACAUCUACUGAAGGAGUCCUUUCUCAUCAUUGACGAAGCGGCUGGCUUUCCCGUGAACUUCACCUCUGAGCUGCUGGAAGCUGCUGGUCGAGUUCUGUUGGCUACAACCUUGGAUGGCUACGAAGGCAGCGGCAACGGCUUCCUGGUCCGCGCCGUGCCGCGGCUGCGCCAGGCGCGACCCGGGCUGCAGAUGCAACAGCUGAGCUCGGCCUGGCGAUGGACCGAGGGAUGUCCCCUGGAGGCCCUCUCACGCUCAGCACUGCUGCUAGACGCAGCACCCGUGACAUUGGAGAUGGGGGAAAGAGAUCGUGUGGCACAACAUGCGCAAGUGGAAAAGGUGGACCGUCAGAGAUUCACAGAUGAAGAACUGAAAGAGUUGUAUGGCCUGCUGCGAAUUGGCCACUACAAGACCAAGCCUUCUGAUCUUGAGACCUUUCUGGAUGCUAAAGGCAUCAUUUGGUUAAGCUUGAAACAUGAGAAUAAACAUGUUGGAAUUACCAUCUCCGGCAUUGAAGAGCCAGUGGAAGAUGUUGAGAAAGCGCACGGACUCUGGUUGGGAAGAUGUCAAGUGCCUCAAAAUCUCACUGCCCAGACUUUAUCUCGUGAUGCUGGCUCCUUAGAGGCCUCCCAACUUCGCUACUGUCGCAUGAUGCGUUGGCGCCUGCACCCAGCAUUGCGGGGCUAUGGCCUUGGGGAACGCCUAUUGGAACAGAGCCUGGUGCACCUGAAAUCCCAAGAGGUGGAUGCUGUGGCGGCCCAUUUCGGUGCCACCUCUUGGCUCAUGAAGCUCUGGCUGCGGCAGGGUGCCCAGAUCGUCUUCGUGAGCCACGGCUGCGAUCCCAGCAGUGGGCAGCACAGCAUCAGCGUGCUGAUCCCCAGGACCGAAGCUGCCAGGCAGCUGGUGAAGUGCUUACAGAAGCAACUGGCAAUGCAGAUCUUUGAGUUGUUGGCUGGGCCCCUGGCAGAUAUGGAGAAAGAUGCGGUAAAGGAGCUCCUCAAGGCCCUCCCCAUCCCUCUGACCAGCAGCAGCGAUCCCUGGAGUUUUGCCUUUGGAGCCCGACGCCUGUCCCACUGCAAAGCCGCUCUGCGGCGCCUCGUGGCCCGAGCCCUGCAGUGCGAUCGCACCCGGCAGCUGCCAUCGAAGGAGGAACAGCUGCUGCUGAGUUUGCUACAGGAGAAGCCCCUGAUCGAAAAUCACCUGCGGAAGGCGAGAGCCUUGACCUCGCAUCUUCCAACAACGCUGUCCUGCAUGAACCUCUCAUUGAGGCAUUGUAGCCUGGGCCGUGACGGUGAACAAGCCUUGCGGCCUCUGGCGAGAAGGUGGAAUGCAGUCCCACACAGCUGGGUGAGAAUUUACGAGAAGACAGCCGUCAGUGUGGUCUCUGCCUCAAUCGGUGGAAGGGCCUUCGACAUUGCAGUGAGUGGGAUCUUUGGGACCGACUCUGAAAAGGGGCGGAUUCCCAAGAGGAAGAUGUGUAAAGCUUCCAAGGUGGCUUUCUCGAACUCGGGAGCACACAAGAAGAUCAGCAAAAUGAUGCUGAACUUUAGGCCCGGUGCUGUGGGCUCUACCAGCUCGCCUUGGUCCUUUCUGGAUUUGACGUCACCCAUCAGGUCGCAGAUUCUCUUCAACCUGGUUGGUGACUUGCUAUGCUACAGUGGUGCGAAUGAGGUGAACAUCCAGUUGAGCAUUGUCCGUUCGACCUGUCGAGAACUCCGGGACCAGAUCGACGAAGAGUGCUUGACCUUCAACUACGACGACAAUUGCGGACUGGGUGGAAACGCACGUGAUCGAGAUGAGAUCAUUCUGCUCAACGACUGGAUCAAGCGACACCCGCGGCUGAAAUACUUCGAGUGCAUGAUUCGGAAUGCAGCGAAAUUCCGCGUGAUGUUGGAGGAGCUGCAACUUCCGGCCAAUACUCGCUGCAGCUUUGUCUUCGAGUUCAAGGUGAGUUCACAUGAAGUCGAGCAGCUGCUUCGGCGCUUCUGCGUGCGAAAAUUGUCGGUGAUGCCGGAGGAAGAGAAGGAAGUUUCAGGGGGCUAUCCGAAUCGGCCUUUGACUUGGAAGGUGACUCCAAGCCUGCAAGUUCUCUGCCUCAGAAGUUGUUCGGAAGAGAUCGUGAAGUCGUUCUUCUCCGUGAGCCCGAAGCUUCGCAGGCUUCAAGUGGUUGAUAGCAAGAUACAGAGCAUCCCCAGCAACAUUUCACAAAAUCUGACCAGUCUCAGCCUGACGGGAAUCACGAACUUGCCGGAUGAGCAAUUAUCAAAACUCCUGAUGGCGUGUCAGAAUCUCCGGUCCCUGUACAUUGCAAAGUGUCACAUUUCGCAUAUUUCUUUCGCCUUGCCGCAGUUAGAACUGCUUUCCGUUACCCACUGUCGGCAGCUAACGGACCAGUGUGCUACUGAAAUCCUUUCUCCGGCCAACAAUCCCUGUUUAAGAUUCGUUGAUCUGUCGGAGUGCAGAAGCCUCACUGCUCCUACUGUAGAGCAUCCUGAACUGGAAGUGGCAUGGCUCAUGAAUUGCCCACAGCUCACCGGACAGGUGGGCAGAUCAGCUGCCAGAGACACCACGAUUUUUUUUUCUGGAUUUUGGAUGUUCCCAACUGUUGGAAUACGAUGUGGUGACUCUUGUCUGGGAGAUCAUUGA